Molecule: messenger RNA, 1089 nt
Organism: Didymosphaeria variabile
Lineage: Eukaryota; Fungi; Ascomycota; Dothideomycetes; Pleosporales; Didymosphaeriaceae
Exons: 1
Coding region: 1-1089 (362 amino acids)
Molecular function (GO): protein binding
Source: RefSeq, a predicted model, not a curated record
AUGCCUAUCAGCAAGCCCAUCUGGAACCUCAGUGCCAAAUGGGCGCGCCUGCACGAUGCAGAGCGCCUGCGCCGCUCGUCGCAGGUUCUCUCAGUCAUUGAAGAUACAGCGUACAUCUUCGGCGGUGAGGUGCAGCCUCGGCAGCCCGUCGAUAAUAAGAUCGAUGUACUGCCUCUUCGCGCAGGUACACAGUCCCUAUUAUCUUCAAGUAUUGCCCCGCUCACGAAGACUACCGUAGGUACAGAUGCCUCCAAACUCGACACCAAGUCCGCCAGCGAGGCGCCCUCGCCCCGUGUAGGCUCCGCCUCCGCCGUUCUCUCGGGUUGCAUGUAUCUCUUCUCCGGCCGCGGCGGCACCGACAUGGCUCCCGUAGAGGAAAAUGGCGCCGUCUGGUCCUUCGACCCAUCUUCCACCUCGUGGAAGCUGCUCAAACCCGCCGACGCCUCGAAACCCUACCCACUCGCGCGCUCCUAUCACUGCGCCACCUCCGACGGAAACAGAACCUUCUUCGUCCACGCCGGAUGUCCCGAAAAGGGUCGACUAUCCGACCUUUGGAGGUUCGACGUGAAGAAGAGGGAGUGGUCCAAGGGUGCUGAUGCGCCGGCGCCACAGAGGGGAGGCACGAGUAUCGCGUACAGCGGGGGCAAAAUUUACAGGAUGAACGGGUUCGACGGAACGACGGAGCAGGGUGGUAGCAUAGACAUCUACGACGUGGCUUCUGAUGCGUGGUCUGCCGAGACGUUUCAGGCAGAUGGGAAUGACGGGCCUGAGGCGCGCAGCGUGUGCGUUCUGCUUCCGGUGCGCAUAGCUCAGAAGGAGAAAUUGUUGACGCUGUUUGGAGAGAGGGACCCGAGUAGUCUGGGACAUGCCGGGGCGGGGAAGAUGCUGAGCGAUAUGUGGAUCUACGAUAUUGCGGAGAAGUGGUGGACGAAGCUGGAACCAUCUGGUAGCGAGCGAUUGCCGGACCCGCGAGGAUGGUUUGACGCUGAUGUCGUGAAGGCUGCGGAGGGGAACGAUAGUGUCGUGGUGCAUGGAGGGCUCAGUGAGAACAACGAGCGGCUUAAAGAUGUGUGGGUGCUGUCUUUCUAG